AAUUUUAUUUCAACAGUCGGGUCACUGGACUUCAGACUGUGACAAAGCGAUUUCCACUGUACUUUUUGAGAUGGAUAACGACAAGAAAUCCACGUUCGAUCCUAAAGAACACCAGCAUAUGCGAUACAAUCCUCUGCGAGACUCUUGGGUGCUGGUCUCGGCUCAUCGGAUGAAACGACCAUGGAAAGGACAGGUUGAGAAACCUUCCGAGGACAACAUCCCAAGACAUGACCCAAAUAACCCCCUCUGUCCUGGCAGCACGAGGGCCAACGGCGAGGUGAAUCCAGAGUAUGACAGCACCUUUGUGUUUGAAAAUGACUUUCCUGCUCUUCAACCAGAUGCUCCAGAUCCUGGCUCUGACCACCACCCCUUGUUCCAGACCAAAGCUGCCCGAGGUGUUUGCAAAGUCAUGUGCUUUCACCCCUGGUCUGAUAUCACCCUCCCGCUGAUGCAGCCUGGUGAAAUCCGCAAGGUGAUUGACAAGUGGGUGGAGCUGAUUGAAGAGCUCGGACCCACUUACCCAUGGGUGCAGAUCUUCGAGAACAAAGGUGCCAUGAUGGGAUGCUCCAACCCUCAUCCUCACUGCCAGGUGUGGGCCAGCAGCUUCCUACCCAAUGAACCAGCCCUGGCUGACCGCACUCAGAGGGCCUUUCUGCAGGAGCAUGGAGAACCCAUGCUGGUCCAGUAUGCCAGAAAAGAGGCCCAGGUGCAGGAGCGUGUGGUAGUGGAGAAUGAAGACUGGCUGAUUGUAGUACCCUAUUGGGCCACGUGGCCUUUCCAGACCUUACUGUUGCCACGGCGACAUGUCCUGCGCCUCACUGACCUUACUGGCAAGGAGCGAGAUAGUCUGGCAUCCAUAAUGAAAAGGCUCCUGACCAAAUAUGACAACCUCUUUGAGAUCUCCUUCCCCUACUCUAUGGGUUGGCACGGCGCACCCACAGGAACCCACCUAACAGAAGACAUGAGUCACUGGCAACUACAUGCUCACUACUACCCCCCACUGCUGCGCUCUGCUACAGUCCGCAAGUUCAUGGUGGGUUAUGAGAUGCUUGCCCAGGAACAGAGGGAUCUCACACCUGAACAGGCAGCAGAACGACUGCGGGGUCUUGGAGAGGAGCAUUAUAAGAACAGAGUUAGAGGAGGAGAUGGAGAAAAAACUGAGAAAAAAUGAGAAGAAAAAGGAUUGACCUCCAACCUUGAAGUAUUUCUGAUACCAAAGCUGUGUGGGAGUUACCCAGAAACCAUCACGGAAUCAUAAGAUGAAUUCAUUUCAGUAUAAAACGCUGGUAAUUCAACUCUUAACUCUUAUGUUCUGUAACCUGCAACCUAAGACAGAUGUGGAACGUGUGCUCUUAAAAUAGUUUUAGGCUAGCCUGAGGGGCCCGUAAUUGCUAUCAAGUAUUGUCAUACCAAGGGGUCAGAUAACCACUCUAUUGAAAGCUGAGGUUACAGAACCGCCGAUUGUGAAUUUUAAUCUUUGAUUAAGCACUUCAGUGGAACAAUUCCCUUGAGCAUUUUGAUUGUUUUUCUUCCUUCUUCAGUUCACACGUUUUUUCCAGGGAGUACAUUGAAAACAGAUGUAUUUGAGAGAUUAAAGUCAGCCAUCUAAAAAAAAAA
Chanos chanos (milkfish) is the source of this 1617-nucleotide messenger RNA. It is a transcript of the gene galt, whose product is annotated as galactose-1-phosphate uridylyltransferase. The transcript is spliced from 11 exons. The record is from RefSeq and is a predicted model, not a curated record. NCBI's taxonomy places the organism in Eukaryota, Metazoa, Chordata, Actinopteri, Gonorynchiformes, Chanidae. Gene Ontology annotation, cellular component: cytoplasm. Gene Ontology annotation, biological process: beta-D-galactose catabolic process via UDP-galactose, Leloir pathway. Bases 71 to 1171 code for a protein of 366 amino acids. Gene Ontology annotation, molecular function: zinc ion binding; UDP-glucose:hexose-1-phosphate uridylyltransferase activity.